Mixia osmundae IAM 14324 is the source of this 690-nucleotide messenger RNA. RefSeq lists its product as uncharacterized. NCBI's taxonomy places the organism in Eukaryota, Fungi, Basidiomycota, Mixiomycetes, Mixiales, Mixiaceae. The transcript has 6 exons. The coding region runs from base 1 to 690 and encodes 229 amino acids. The record is from RefSeq and is a predicted model, not a curated record.
AUGCAAAUACAGGGCCCUGCUCCAUUGCCAGCACGACAGGAAAAUUUGGAGAGACACAGCGUCAUGCUUUACCUUUGCGUCGUUCUAUGGCUUUCUGUCUAUGUUGCUCGCACAGUAUCUCAACUCCAGUAUAAUUUCCAGAACUACUACGUUCGUUUUUACGAGACUGCACAAUGUCCCUGGAUAGUUCAACCUGUCACGACUGGGAGCCUCACGUUCACCAUCGCUGCCGAUCUACGUAGCGUCAACUUUUACUAUACUGACAUCCCGGCGAGCGUCACACUCGACCUACGAUCGCACCAGCUGCAGGAUGACACGUAUGUUGUCGAUCUGGGUGUAAAAUGGCCACCUCCCAUGUAUGCGGCCUGCUGUAAAGCUCACUUUAACGCAGUGAUAUCAAUCAAAGUCACACGAUGGGAAGCGGAAUGGUCACAGGCGCCUUUCGACGCAUUCAGGCUAGUUUGCGGACCCUGGUCGAGAGCCUGCGCUGCUCAGUUCCCGGAAGAACAAUCCUUCCGAUGCGCAAUAUCGUCGGAGAGCCACAGGAGUAAGUACUCGACGACACGAGUCACAAGGCUCAUCACGGUGUAUUGCCCGAAGGACCUCAGAUCGCUUCACAUUGCCUUUGUGCCCAGCGCAUACUACCUCAGGGUCACCGCGACUCUCCACAGCGAUAGAAAGCCCGCUUAG